Molecule: messenger RNA, 4873 nt
Organism: Notechis scutatus (mainland tiger snake)
Lineage: Eukaryota; Metazoa; Chordata; Lepidosauria; Squamata; Elapidae
Gene: RCN1
Product: reticulocalbin 1
Cellular component (GO): endoplasmic reticulum
Molecular function (GO): calcium ion binding
Source: RefSeq, a predicted model, not a curated record
GAUUCCAAUGACCAGUCCAAAUUAGGCCAUUCAUAGGCGUUUUUACAAGCUAGACUUUUGCAGCUUGGACCAGACUCGUACAAUGGGGGGCAGGAAAAAUGGGUCGACCCCGCGUUGAGUCUUUAUGAGCACGUGGCGCGAGAGAGGCGAGAGCCGCUGGACUGGGAGGCAGCCCAAGCAAAAGACACGUGUUAGGCUCUACCAAGUGAAGGAGGUGCCCAGUCGACGCGUAUCGGAGACGCUAAAGUUUCACCGGAGACAAACCGCCCUCGGGCCAGAAGAAGCCAUGAGCCUGGGAACAACUUCUAGCUCUCUCACGGUGGGGCUGAUGCUAAUAUUGUGCAUCCACAGGUCCUUCGGCGUCCCCACUUUCAGAAAGGAGAGAGCCAUUCGUCUCGAUCCCGAACUCGGCAACCGGCAACACGAAGAGAACCAGAGCUUCCAGUACGAUCACGAAGCCUUUCUGGGCAAAGAAGAUGCCAAAACUUUCGAUCAACUUAGCCCGCAAGAAAGCCAGGAACGGUUGGGCAAAAUUGUUGAUCGGAUCGAUGAUGAUAAAGAUGGUUUUAUCACAACAGAAGAACUGAAAAAUUGGAUUAAAAGAGUACAGAAACGUUACAUCUUUGAAAAUGUGGCUAAGGUCUGGAAGGAUUAUGAUCUCAAUAAAGACAAUAAAAUUUCAUGGGAAGAAUACAAACAAGCAUCAUAUGGCUACUACUUAGAGCAUUCCAAAGAGUUCCAAGAUGUCACAGAGCAACACAAUUUUAAGAAAAUGCUGCCCAGAGAUGAAAGAAGAUUCAAACAAGCUGAUCUGGAUGGUGAUUUAGAAGCAACUCGUGAGGAAUUCACCGCUUUCCUUCACCCAGAGGAGUUUGAGCAUAUGAAAGACAUUGUUGUUCUAGAAACACUGGAGGAUAUAGACAAAAAUGAAGAUGGUUUUGUGGAUCAGGAUGAAUACAUCGCUGACAUGUUCGCACAUGAAGAUGGGGGACCUGAACCAGAUUGGGUGGUAACAGAACGUGAACAGUUUGCAGAUUUUCGAGAUCUAAACAAGGACGGAAAGAUGGAUAAAGAAGAGAUCCGACACUGGAUUCUUCCAAAAGAUUAUGAUCAUGCACAAGCUGAAGCAAGGCAUUUAGUUUAUGAAUCAGAUGCAGAUAAGGAUCAGAAGUUAACCAAACAAGAGAUUCUAGAUAAUUGGAACAUGUUUGUUGGAAGUCAGGCUACAAAUUAUGGAGAAGACCUCACAAAGAAUCAUGAUGAGCUAUAAUGUUUUUUGAAAAGCAAAUAUAUCAGAGACUUAUGUCUGAGUUGCCUGUAGAUGACCAGAAUAACAAUGGUCAUUAUGGCAAAUUUAUUUUGCACCAGUAUAUACUUUCUAACAAAAAGUAAUUCUGUUAAUACCAUUGAAUGCCACAGAUGUCACUUCUAAAUGCAUAUUUUAAUGAAUUCACUGUAACUUGAGGAGUGCACUUUCCAUCUGUAGGUUUCACUUCAAUCCUAAAUAUGUAACCUCAAAUUUAUCACUAAAAUCAGUGAGAUUUAACUAGUGAAACAGAGUAAGACAAACAGCCUUUCAUCUUAUUUCAUAACAUGUACUACAUCAUACUGUGUGGAGGGUUGAAUAAUUCAAUGCUCUUUCAUUGUAUAGUCAAACCCCCAUAUUUCAAAGAACAUAGAGUCUACCAAACAUGUUGUAAUACAACUCAUCCCCAAUCCACAUGACCAAUGGUAGAUAAAAAGCUUGGCUUUCAUCCCUGCCAUGUAGGGAUUUCUUUGAUGUCAGAAUGUUUCAAAUGUUUCAUCUCCUGUAUAAUGAAGUGGUAGAAGCAUCAUAUAAGGUUACGUCAGAUGAAGAAUACUAUCAUCAGAAUGCAUUGCUCAGGAUUUCAGUGAUAGGUCUCUACUCAGAACUAAGAUCUCAUCUCAGAAAGUUACCCAACUCAUAAUGCUUUUGACAUUCAUUCUGUCAUUUCCAAGGGUUAUUGCAAAGAAACCAUCACUUAGAACUCAUUCCCUUCCAGACCAAUGAGAAUAUGUGGAUUGGGAUGUAUAUUUUUUAUACAAAAAUCUCUAAUAUUUUCAUAAUGAAGAAACUAUAUAUGUUACAUAGUUUUUUCCUAAAUUUUUCUUCUGAGAGGGGCAAGCAUUCCUGGAGACGAGUUCUAAUAUUUUCUUCUAAUGGAAGUUGCAGUGUUAAAACAUCUGAAAGGCACCAGAUUGCCUUCUGCUGUUUGAAAAUGUAAUUUAUGGGAUGUAUAUCUGUGUUCCAUUUUGAAAAUUCUUAGCAGCAGAAAAGAUGCUCUUUUCCAUCUUCAUUUCCUCCUUACAAGGAAGUGUAUUGAUAAUGGAUAAUAUGAAAGACAAAAGUAUCGCAGGGAAGGAGAACUUUGUAAACAUCCCCUUUGAAUAUUUCCUAUCAGAAAAGACUUGAGCACAGGCCGAUAUCUUGAUGUGGGAUCUUGUGAGGUAAAUUGUCACUUGUAGUUUUUUGCUCUUGAUUGUUAAUUUACUCUAUUUCAUGUGGCAUACAAGCUUUUCCAGUAUUUUUGCCUUUGUGGACCAGAAGCCAUGAACAAUAAAUAUGUUGAUUUUAAAAUCUCAAAAGUAGAAAUUAAGAAGGCAUCACUCUAGAUACUUUCUUUUCUAAUACAAUUAGUGAAUGCCUGUGUGUGGGGAGCCUUUCCUGUAAUACUUUUAAUUCAUUUUCUGACAAAAUUCAAUCUGAUGUGAAUGGGGAAACACCACAUACAAGUUGUAGGCUGCAACAAGAUAAAUUGCAGCCUUUUCCAACUUGACAUUCUCCACGUGGCUUUGGACAUUAUCUACAGCAUGAGGAGAGACUAAGUGGAAAUUUAUGAAGUUGUAGUCAUAAUACUUCUGAAGGCACCAGGCUGAGAAAUAUUGGAACCCAAGCAUUGUGGUUUAAUCAAUCAAUCAUGGGCUUAUGUGAAUCCAGAUACAAUUUGGGUUAUUUGAUUCCACCUUAGCAUGUUAUGAAAACCAUGGGUUGUAGGUCAGCAUAAUAUAGGAACUGAAGCAUUGUGGUUUAUCAAUCAAUCAUGGGCUUAAUGUUAUGUGAAUCCAGAUGAUUCUGGAAAACUAUAUUCCUGCAAUGCUUUGUGUUAAUUGCUGCUGUUGUUCAGGAGUAAUAGUUUUUAUUCUGCAUGGAUGAUAAAGAUUGAGCUUGCUUUUUUUUUUUAAGGCAGCUGGCUGCAUCUUAUGGGAGGAUACACCAUAUCAGACAUGGGAAAGGGGUUGCCACAAUAGCAUUCCAUGCCGCAAUAGCAUUCCAUUGUCCUUUCCUAGUGGAGGAGAAAAUCCCAGGCAUUUAUUGGGAAAAAUGACACAGUUUGUCUUUGUAGAACAGGAAGUGUGCACUGUCCAUAUUAGCUGAAAAAUAAAAUGACUUCUAGGCCCUGGCACAAUGUGUGAUUUCUAUUGGGAAAACCUAACCCCAUGCAUAAUUUACCUGGAUAACUAUGGAUGACAUGCAAGAAUACUUUAUGUCUGCUGCCAACUAGUGGUAUGUAAAUUUUUGCAGCCCAGAUAUGCCAUGUAGCAAAUACAGCAUGUGAUUAAAAAAGUUUCUAAAGAGUGGCUUACAUAAUAUUCUUGGGGAAAUACCACUAAAUAUAUGGUUCAUUCAUAUAACACGAUGCUCUGCUGUGGUGAAGACAUUCUUUGGGACAUAUACAUAAUCAAACUUUCCAACACCUUUGUCCUUGCAUAUUCUCUGGCGUGUGCCAAGUUCUUCAUUUUCAGGCUUCAAUUCUCAGAAUUUACAAACAAUCAUAGUCUUUAAUUGGGAUUUCUGGAAGCUGCAAUUAUAAUACAGCUGAAGAACAUUGGAUUGAGAAGAUAUUAAUUUUUGGAACCAAAGAAUAAUGGGGAAAAUGUAACAAAAUUUAUGAACUUUUAAAACAAUACUUUAAAUUCUUAUGAAUUAAAUUCUUGAAGUUAUAUUUAGAAUGAACAAAAAUCCUAACUACAGCAAUCUUGAAGCAUUUGAUAAUAUUUAAGGAUGCUUUUUUAUAUGCUCAACUGUAAAAUAGACCAAAGGUGCUGGGUUUAAAUUGAAACACUAUUUAAUGGAAUCAAAUUAUAAGCCUAAACAUAACCAAUCAAUCAGAAAGGAUUUUAAUGGAGCUUGACUGUUCCAGAGAUGUUUGUCUUGGUAAUAUUAAAAUCUAAUUAUGAUAAAUGCUACAAAAUGUUACAGUAAUACUAUGUCAUGUAGUAUUAUUUAUCUUCUUAGUAUGAGAAAGUAUUAAUUGAUAGAAACCAUGAUUCAUUCCUGCAAUAUAGAAAUCCAUUUUGUGUGUUUUUUACCAGUUACUUCAGAUUUUCUUCUUCAUGAAUGGAUUUUUAUGUCUGCAGCUUCUUUGUGCACACUGUUGUGACAUAGAUCUUCCAUUAACUAAAUGUGUUUAUUAUGGUGAUGUCAUGACACACCAAAGAUACCUCUUCUUCAAUUCAUAUAAUGUUUUUAAGAAUUAGAGUGCAUGCAGUUUUUGUUAUUAGGAUUUACCAAACUGCAUAAGUGGCUAAUACUCAUUGUCUUAAAGCCCCAGAUGUGUCAGCCAUUUCCAAUCAAAUUAGUAUUUCUCCUACAGGAUAGAGAAAAUACUGCAUGUACAGCUCUGUUUUUAUAUAAGAACUAUCUCCAUGCUUUUAUACUGUGCUCUAUAGAAGCUGAGCUUAUUCUUACUGACAUCACCAGGAAGUUCAUGUUAUAAAGAGAAAGGCAGCUCACUGUGAUCAGAGAUAAUAAGUAAACAUACAUUUAUUUGGAACUUUUAUCCUAUGUUUGUUUACUUGAAACCCUGCCCCCCCCCCAAAAAAAAAUUGUACAUGGAAUAAAGCUUCUGAC